Molecule: messenger RNA, 1701 nt
Organism: Salarias fasciatus (jewelled blenny)
Lineage: Eukaryota; Metazoa; Chordata; Actinopteri; Blenniiformes; Blenniidae
Gene: gdf2
Product: growth differentiation factor 2
Exons: 2
Coding region: 473-1693 (406 amino acids)
Biological process (GO): BMP signaling pathway
Cellular component (GO): extracellular region
Molecular function (GO): growth factor activity; cytokine activity
Source: RefSeq, a predicted model, not a curated record
AAAUUCGACACUGCGCGAGCGCUAACGUUACUGGAGGGGAUUUCUGUAGGAAACCUGGCACCUGCGUUGGCGUGUGUGUUUCACUGUUCUCGCCUGGUUUCGCUUUGAGGCCGCGGUUUCACCCCCGAGCUGGGAAAAAAAAAAAGCAUUUAUAGAGAAGUCUGCCUGUCAGUGACCUCAUAUUUUCCGGCGCCUCCCUCGUCAUUAAUGCGAAGUGUUUACAGUGUCUUCAUUAGCAGCCGGCCCUCUUGUGAUAACAGAGCUUUAAAGAAGGCUCCAACGGCCGUGAUAAGGUUGGCCACGCUACUAUUUUGGUUGACGAAAGUCCCCGUGUUUACUCUGGGAGCAUGGGAGCGGACAUCAGGACUGUGAUCCUCGCAUUGAGGACCACCAUUUUCAAACAUUGCCACCGCAAAGUCCGUUUUCGGGCCAGCAAGAAGGGAAAGCGGUUUAUGGGAGACUUGGUUCUGAAAUGCAGAUCUCCAGAGCUUUCCUGUUCCGGCUGUGUUGGAGUCUGGUGCUUUCAGCCCACUACUGCACCUGCAAGACCCUCGCCAGCGAGGACCCGGAGGAGCUCUACUCCCAGCUGUCACUGGACCUCGCCGAGGAGGAAGACGCCGACUCGAGAAUGGAGACCCUCCUGGGAACCAUGAAGGAGGGUUUUCUGAGGCAGCUCAACCUGUCGGAGGUUCCCAAGGAGCACGGCAAGAUCUCCCCCCCUCAGUUCAUGAUGGAGUUGUACAACAAGUACGCCUCGAACAGCUUGGCAGCGCCUCAGUCGGACGUCAUACGAAGCUUCACCGUGCAAGAUAUCGUCUCGGUGACCGAUGGCACAAUGUCUAAACACAGGCUGGAGUUCAACAUCAGCAUUCCCGCUCACGAGAAGAUCACCGCCGCCGAGCUGCAGCUCCUUCUCCUUCCAGGUCCGAGGUCGAAGGUCACCUCCACCGACUUCCAGGCCACGGUCAAAGUCUAUGAAGUCAACGACACCAGCUUCACGGCGCCGACGCAGCUGCUGGCUGGCAAAGAGGUGGCGGGUUCGCAGAGCAGGUGGGCCACGUUCGACGUGACGGCGGCGAUAAAGUCGAGACGAGGAGCGACGAGUUUCGACGUAACGCUGGACGAGAAGAACUGCGGCUUGUCUGAGGCGGAAAGUAAAGGAUGUCUGAGUCUGAGCCUGUCCGUUGGCGAUAACACCUCGGCAGCUUUGAUCGUCUUCUCUGACGACCUCGGGAGCAGGAGGUGGGAGUCCAAGAAGGAGCUGAACGAGAUGAUCCUUCACGAGGAGGAAGCCAUCCUGCACUCCGGAGUCAACCAACUUCCCGAUGAGCUGGCGGAGCUCCAGCCCACGCGAAGGAAGAAGAGAAAGGCGGAGAGGGAGUACUGCAGGAGGACGUCGCUCAAGGUCAGCUUUAAAGACAUCGGCUGGGACAGCUGGAUCGUGGCUCCCCCGGAAUACGACGCCUUCGAGUGCCGGGGCUUGUGCUACUACCCGCUGACGGACGAAUCCACCCCGUCGAAGCACGCCCUCAUCCAGACCCUCAUGAACAUCAGGGACCCCAGGACGGCCAACAUGGCGUGCUGCGUCCCCAUCAAGCUGGACCCCAUCACGGUCAUGUAUAAGGAGAACGGGCGCCUCACGAUAAGAUACCUGUACGAGGAGAUGAAGGUGGCCGAGUGUGGCUGCAGGUAGUGAGAGAU